This is a messenger RNA of Capsaspora owczarzaki ATCC 30864, 1245 nucleotides long. RefSeq lists its product as hypothetical. The record is from RefSeq and is a predicted model, not a curated record. Lineage: Eukaryota; Filasterea; Ministeriida; Capsasporidae. The coding region runs from base 1 to 1245 and encodes 414 amino acids. The transcript is spliced from 2 exons.
AUGGCCAUGAACGAGUUUCAGCCGGAAAUGGAUGAGAUUAACUUCAAGUCGCCGAAGGCACCUCAAACGGCAGCUGAUCGCGUGGAGGAACUCAAGGCACUGCGUUUCUCGUUGAGAGCGAAUAUUCACCGAGCAAACAUGUCCGCAGCCAAGUUCUAUGAUCGACACCACAAGGCAGCACCUCCGAUCACGGUGGGCAGCCUAGUCACAGUUCUGCGUCGCAGUCAGACGGCUGAACAACCGUAUGCCAAGUUGGCGUACGUACGCGAUGGUCCCUUCAAGGUCGUGAAGCAGAUCAAUGAGCGUGCCUUUGAGCUGGAUCUAGGUGAAGCAUCCAGCAAGUCCCGCACCUUCCAUGUAUCUGUCCUGGAAUUGUUUAUCGCUGAUGCCGUUGAAGGUCGGAUUCGGCGAGUCCUGCCUCCUGUCAAGGACUGGGACGGAACAGUUCGACAUCGAGUCGAGGCGGUGAUUGACUCGACUCGUCACAGCGAGAUUAUGUACUAUCGCAUCCGAAGGGUAGGCACCACUGCUCGGGAAGACACCUGGGAGCCAGCCAAAGACGUGUGGGCUCGCUUCCCCAGGGCCGUUCGUUUAUUCCAUCUGGCCGAACCUUCUCUGCCACAGCCUACGCGAGAGGAAUUCGAUAUCCGUUUCACGAAUGGAUCGCCGUCGGUCCAGGCGAAUCAUGUUCAACCCACGGCUAGUCGCACGCCCGCUGCUCCAGCUGGCCACGCUCCACCUCAAGCUAGUGCGUCACCCGUUGCUACGCGCUCAGUGGCAACCCCAUCUGCAGUUGCUGCACGUUCCGUAGCAACCCCGCCCACAGCUGCUGCAAGUCCCGCAGCCAGUCCACUUGUCAAGUCGGCAUCGGCGUUGCCGACGUCGCGUCCUGGGUCCACACCGCCCAGAUAUGAUGUCUGGGGUGCUAACAACAUUUUGGUCGUCGCAGAGGACGAGGAUCAUCUUUUGGAGAGUCGAGUCGGGCUCGAUUGCGAGUGCGUUGCCCCAGAGCUUAUGGAAGCCUGGGCUUGUCUUGAGUUCUUUGUUUUUGCGGCACGUGAAGGUGUCUUGCCUCGCGCGAUUGAGAACAAGGCUUCGGAAGUGCGCAAUAGCGUGGGCCGAGUGGAUGGUUGUGAGGUCGAAGCGAGCUCGGCACCGCAACGUCCAGAGUGUCCAUCUGGCCAGGUGGAACAAGAUGGUGAGACACGAGCGAGAGUGGUCGUGCUUCUUGUCCACAAUGAGUAG